Boleophthalmus pectinirostris (great blue-spotted mudskipper) is the source of this 4565-nucleotide messenger RNA. RefSeq names its product MIB E3 ubiquitin protein ligase 2 (gene mib2). The transcript is spliced from 18 exons. Lineage: Eukaryota; Metazoa; Chordata; Actinopteri; Gobiiformes; Gobiidae. The record is from RefSeq and is a predicted model, not a curated record. Gene Ontology annotation, biological process: protein ubiquitination. Gene Ontology annotation, cellular component: cytoplasm. Gene Ontology annotation, molecular function: protein binding; metal ion binding; ubiquitin-protein transferase activity. The coding region runs from base 1 to 2514 and encodes 837 amino acids.
AUGGGUCUGAGGAGCCGAACCUUCCAGCAGAUAAACACUCCGAUCUGGACCCGAGUGAGCCUGGCCCCGAGACAGAACUUGCCCCGGAUCAUCCUCAAAGGAAUCUUCCAGGGCGUUAAAGUGGUGCGUGGCCCAGACUGGGACUGGGGCAACCAAGACGGUGGGGAGGGUAAGGUGGGGAAGGUAGUGGACAUUCGAGGCUGGGACACAGAGUCGGGGCGCAGUGUUGCCAGUGUGACCUGGUCCAACGGCACCACCAACGUCUACCGCAUGGGCCACAAGGGCAAAGUAGACCUGAAGUACGUGUCUGACGGGCAGGGAGGAUUCUACUACAAGGAGCACCUUCCCAAACUAGGGGAACACGCAGAAAUACAGAGACAGGAGAGCGCAGACGGACACUCGUUCCAACAGGGAGACAAAGUGAAGUGUCUCCUGGAGGUGGACAUUCUGAGGCAGAUGCAGGAGGGCCACGGAGGCUGGAACCCCAAGAUGGCCGAGUACAUCUGUCGGAUCGGGACCGUCCACAGAAUCACCGACAGAGGAGAUGUCCGAGUCCAGUACAGCAACAACAUCCGCUGGACUUUUCACCCUGGUGCCCUCACCAAGGUGAACACGUUUGGAGUGGGAGAGCUUGUGCGAGUGCUGGAGGACAUGGACAGUGUAAAGAGACUCCAGGCUGGACAUGGAGAGUGGACAGACAGCAUGGCUCCAGUCCUGGGGCAGGUGGGGAAGGUGCUGAAAGUGUACGCAGAUGGGGACCUGCGUGUGGCGUUUGGCGGUCAGACGUGGACUUUCAAUCCGGCGUGUCUUUCGGCGCAGCCCGUGGAAGUGGACGCCAACCUCAUGACCGCCGAGAACCCAUCAGAAUCCGGAAGUACAGUAAUCUCGGUGCUGGAGAAGCUGCUGGCCCAGUCCACAGAACAGGACAACCCCAGCCGACUGGUGAUAGAGGCUGCCCAUGGGAGUGCCAGUAAAGUGCGAGAGCUGUUACAGAAAUACCCUGACAAGGUGGACAUAAAGAACCAGGGAAAGACAGCUCUCCAAGUGGCCUCUCAUCAGGGACACAUGGAGGUGGUGAAGGCCCUGCUCCAGGCCAACGGCUCCAUCGAGAUCAAGGACGAGGAUGGAGAUACGGCUCUGCACUACACCGCUUUUGGGAACCAGGCGGAGGUGGCGCGUCUGCUCCUGAGUAAAGGGGCCAAUGUGAACAUGCUGAAUAACUCCAUGUGCACUGCACUCCACAUCGCCGUCAACAAAGGAUUCAGUGACGUUGUGCGGGUCCUGACCGAGCACUCGGCUGACGUCAAUCUGCAGGACUCAUAUGGAGACACGCCUCUCCACGACGCCAUCGCCAAAGACUUCAGGAGCAUCAUCGAGGUCCUGGUGGUGGUGCCCAGUAUAGACUUCAGUCAACAGAACCACAGAGGCUUUAAUCUGCUUCACCAUGCUGCGCUCAAGGGAAACAAGCUGGCCACAGAGAGGAUCCUGGCUCGUGCGCGGCAGUUGGUCGACGUGAAGAAGGAGGACGGUUUCUCGGCGCUGCACCUCGCCGCUCUCAACAACCACAGAGAAGUCGCAGAGAUCCUCAUCAAGGAGGGCCGCUGUGACAUGAACAUCCGUAACAACCGAAACCAAACGGCGCUGCAGCUGGCGGUGACGCAGGGCCACACGGAGCUGGUGGAGCUGCUGGUGUCAGAGGGAGCGGACGUCAACAUGGAGGACGAGGAUGGAGAUACGGCAAUGCACACCGCCCUCCUGCGCCCCCAGCUCGCCUCCACCAUCAUCAACCCCACAGAGGGAGGGGACAGCUGUGGAAACUCCCUCUACACAAAGCUGAGCGCCUCUGGGCUGCUGGGAAACACUGAGCUGAGCGUGGGAGCAGCCAUCGCCUGUUACCUGGCCCAGGAGGGGGCAGACGUGAGCUACGCCAACCACAAAGGAAAGAGCCCUCUGGACCUGGUGACAGACAGCACUGUGCUACAGCUCAUCAAGAGCUUUUCUGAGAAGCACAGGCUCCAGCGUCUCUCUGCCCUCACGUGUGGUCAGGGCCUGAGCAGCGCCAGUCUGAGGAGAGUGCACACCACCCCAAACACCAUGACCAACCUGGUGCUGCCCACGCCCCCUGGCCCCAGCGAGUGUCUCAUCUGCUCUGAGCUGGCUCUGCUCGUGCUCUUCUGCCCUUGUCAGCACAGCGUGGCCUGUGAAGAGUGCGCCCACAGAAUGAAGAAGUGCAUCAAAUGUCAAGUCACAAUCACAAAGAAAAUCAGACAAGACCAAACAGAGGUGGACUGCAGCCCUGGGACGGAGCACUCGGAUCAGCACAACCUCCUGGAGCAGCUCCAGUCUCGCUACAGACAGAUGGAGGAGCGCAUCACCUGCCCCAUCUGCAUCGACAACCACAUCAAGCUGGUGUUUCAGUGCGGACACGCCUCCUGUAUAGAGUGUAGCGCUGCACUCAAGACCUGCCCCAUCUGCAGACAGACCAUCCGAGAGCGCAUACAACUCUUUGUCUGAGACUGUGGUUUCCAGUUUAAAACUCUUACACCAUCUGUUACAUUUGAAACAGGAGCGACUGACAGCAAACCAAGAAGAUGUUACCUUUUUGUAUUUUUGAUGGGUUUAAAUACAGAAAAAAAGUGCCCAGACCCAAAAGCAGAUUUCUUGAGUCCCUUUUUACGCAGAGGUUUUGGUAUGAAGUGAAUAGGCUCUGUGCACAAAAGCGCCUGGGAACCUCACUGUGAGCGUCACUACUUUCUGUUCAGCUUUAUCUCUGUGAGGUUUUUACUGAAUUGUGCUAAAAUGAAUAAAUAUUUAAAGAUAAGGCAGUGAACAGGUUAAAAAAUACACAAAUAAAAUACAUAAUUAAGUGGAGGAAAUAGAGAAAGAGAGACACACACUGGGUAGUCUUUAUUUUAUGGUUGUUUAUUUUAUGUUUUACAAGUUUAAUAAGUGACUGUUUGCUUUGAGACACAGUGAGCGAGCUAGUGUGCUUCUGUGCACAGAGCCGAUUGUCACGUUAGCACAAAAGGUACAAAAUACAGAGGCUAAAUGGCGUCCACCAAUAAAUACAAUGUCUAUUUAGCUUUUCAACCUGCAGUCGAGUGGAGAGCAUCUUGCCUCUGUCACAACAUCCUUUUGUGUAAAACUGACCAGACCUGAAAGUCCCAUGUCUUAACCUCUGUGUAAAAGAGGAUGCAGACUCCCGCCCGAGCGCCGCCUCUCGUCUCUGUCCUAUCUUUGCUGCUUUCUUUCUGUUACCCAUGAUCCUCUGUGGCUGCGUGGCCUCUGUUUACACGGCCUGUCCUGUGAAUUGUUUGUAUCCCAUAGUAAUAAUCAGUGUUAGUGUCUGCAGAGGGUCCUAUAGCUGCAGCUCUUAUAUAGUCAGCACUGGCCUGAAUGCAAGGGCAGUUUAUAUACAGUGUAUGCAUGGACAGAUGCAUAUUGUUAAGCUGAAAUGACAGUGUGGUGUUUAUUUCUCUGGUUACAUUUGUGCUUAUAAUGUAUCCACUCGUACAGAUAUUUAUUUAUGUGUGAAAGGUGGUAAUUAGAAACAUUUUAGUUGGUGUUUGCUUGUUUCUACUGAAAACAAGUCUAAGUCCUCUUCUCUCAGGGUAUCCAUCCAAGCACUUGUGAUAUCCAUAAAGGUCAAUGACCUCCCGCGAUUAUAAAUACCAGCUUCUCGCUCAAACGCAGCUGAACAGCUGAAGGGGCCAGUGGAACCAUGUGAGGGGAGCACUGGCAGAGGACUACAUUUCCCAGAAGGCAUUCUGCUAAUGUUUCAUGUCAGAGUGACCCUUCUCUCUGGAUAUCUGGAUUGUACAUCUUCAUCUGUUUUAGUGUUUAGUUUUCUAAAAGGGCUUAUGCAUAUAAUAAUCAAUCUUGAAUCCUAAUCCUUAUUUAAUUAAUUUUAUAAUAUAAACUUCUGAAGACAGGAGAUUUUUGUUGUUUGAUCCCAUGUUUGGGAGCUGUACAUUUGAAUGUCUGGUUGCACCUGUCUCUGCCUUUUGGACAUGGACCGAGACAAAGGGGGAGACUUGUUUACUUUAAAAGUACUUUCAACAGUGCCAAACGCAUGAGGAUGUGCAUGGGCAUGCACGCCCCAACUUCAACUAUGUAGUCACUCUGCUCAUCCUGAACCCAGGGCCAGUCCAGGACUGUCCUCCUCAUACAGUCUGUGGUCCUCAUGUAGACUCUUGAGUCAACACUUAGCCCCCUGCGUGCUAAUGCAGUUUGCCUCCUGUGCACCGGGGGCUGUCAUGAGAAUCCUAAUUCCAUCCAUUCUCAUCUGGUGAGAUGUAUUCUUUUAUGAUCUAGGAUAUGUUUCUGAGUCUGAGAGGUGAGUCCCUGGGUUUCGCAAAGGCAAUAAUGUUUAUCACUGGAGAGGUUUGAGGUCUUCUCCACCUGUAGAGGGCGCAGUUGGACAGAGAACUGUUCUGUAUAAAAUGUUACUCUGUGUUUGUACAGUUCUGAUGUUGGCCUUACUGUCCAUUCCUCUUCGUUUCAUGGUUUUUCAGUUCUAAUCUGUACAAAAAUAUUUUGCAAUAAAUAUGAACCUGUUUUAUAAA